Austrofundulus limnaeus is the source of this 2328-nucleotide messenger RNA. It is a transcript of the gene gtf3c4, whose product is annotated as general transcription factor IIIC, polypeptide 4. NCBI's taxonomy places the organism in Eukaryota, Metazoa, Chordata, Actinopteri, Cyprinodontiformes, Rivulidae. Gene Ontology annotation, biological process: transcription initiation at RNA polymerase III promoter. The record is from RefSeq and is a predicted model, not a curated record. Gene Ontology annotation, molecular function: histone acetyltransferase activity. Gene Ontology annotation, cellular component: transcription factor TFIIIC complex.
GCCUUCCAGCUUCUCUCCGAACUGACGUCACUUCCUGUUAUCAGGCAAAUAUGGCUGCCGCCGGCAACUCGGCGCCGACCGUGCCCACAAAUGUUGUCAUUAAAACCGAGCCUGAGCCCGAGGCUGACGUGGUCUCCAGCCCGUUGRAUGUGCCGGUUUUGCGGAACCCGGYGGUGCCUCUCCUGUCCCCGGUGAGCGGACCGCAGCCUCUGUCCUGGUCGGAGGACCACCGGCUGGCUGUGUGCACCUCCAGCUCCCUGACUGUGCUGGAGCUGGUCUGCGACGUCCGCAGCAACAAGCAGGACCUGACGCUGCACCGGACCUCCAUCUCUGCCGCGAACGAGACGCACAAACUGCGGGUGGGACUGCCAGCGGAGGUAGAUCCGGCGAUGGAGAAGUUCACCACACACCCUGAUCCCACUGUGAGGCAGGUCUUCCUGACCGACACGGCCAUCAACCCGUCCGUCGGCGAGCACAAAGGAAUCAAGUACGCCAGCUGGUCUCCGACAGGCUGCGACCCGAACGGACGCUGUCUGCUCGCCUGCCUGACGCUCGACAACAGGCUCACCGUUCACUACAGCCACAGGCGGCUGGAGUGGAACCUCCUGGUUGAUCUGUCCAAAAAGUACGGCAAGAGGCUGAAGGAGCGAGGCUACGCUAAAAAGGACGGCGUGCCUCCGGAGGCGAACCUGUCGGACUUCGACGAGCUGCAGCGCCGGUUCCGCAUGCAGACGCCCCUGAGGAUGGAGUGGUCGAGCGUCUACGCGGUGCGGCAGGUCCAGCAGGACAACGCCUGCGUGAACGUGGACAUGGUGCUGCUGGCCGUCCUGAUGGAAAACGGGGACCUGGUCUUGUGGAGGUUCGGGCUGCCGUUCGCGAGCGGAGACGACGUGGAGUUCUACGACCUGAUCGAGUCGGGCGUGGCCCGGCCCACCGGCRUGGCGUGGUGGGAGUACGAGAGCGCGGACCGCCGGAUGAGCGGMCUGAUCGUCGGCAGCGAGGUGGGACCCGUGAGGAUCGUGCCGGUGGGCCUGUCGAAGGUCAGGGGCUACUUCACCCUCCGGCACCCCAUCAUCCUGUGGAAGGAGAGCGACCUUAUUCCCGUUGAAAACAUCCGAUGCGUCUCUCUGGUCCAYCCCGUCCAUAAAUCCAGCUGCAGCCUCAUCGUGGCCUCGCGCGGCUGCUACGUCUUCUGGUGUUUGCUGGGGAUUUCGGACAGCGGACUGGACGUGCGCAACUCGCACCUGACGGGGCUGCACUCCCUUCCCGUGGUCUCCCUGGCGGUCAGUCGGCACGGCGUUGCGGUCUACACGUGCUCCUUGGACGGCUGGAUCAAGAAGCUGACGCCACAGUUCACAGAGAACUCUGUGGUUUUUAAAGUGGAGGACUUGUCGCAGCCCGAGAGCCUGGCAGGACGGAGGCUCCACGGGAUCGCCAUGAGCUGGAGCGGGGCUUACAUCACCGUGGCCAGCACUCAGGGUAUAGUCGACAGCGUUCACCCCAUCACCCGGUCCUACAAGCUUCACUUCCUGGCUCUGACAGCUCCUGACGCCGCGGCGGCGCUCCUGCUCAAGUCCCCCGCCCAGAACCUGUAUAAAAUGGCCGACCUGCUGGACCUGCUGAGGUGGGACGUGCUGAAAAACAAGCGCAUCCCGGCGCCGCUGCGGGAGGAGCUGGAGCAGAAAACCCAGGAAGCGGACUUGCCCUACUUGUGGCGACUCAAGCUGUUUCUGCUGCGGACCCUCCACCAGGCGCUGCAGGCCCCGCCGCAGCAACACUCCUGGAAACCCAACCUGGGGGCGGACCAGGAGGGAGCGGACUCUGACGGGGCCAAAGAGGAGGAGCAGAGGGCCGAGGUGCGGACUCAGAUMGGAACUCUAGAGACCCGUCUGAUGAGGGAAAACAUGAGGAAGGUGUUGGGAGUGGUUUACCUSAACACCUGGAUCACUGAGAACACCAGCGUGCCCACCUGUGGCCUGAUGGAGUACCUGUCCAGRGAUCCCAGCGACAGAGCUUCAGAGGUGUGUGUUGUCAUACCAGGCCUGCCAGACGCUGACGUUCAGACGCUGCCUCCUGCAGGACAGCGUUGCCAGACUGCCAGAGCCUGAGGAUCCAGAGUGGAUAAAGAAGAUCCUUCAGGCUCCCUGCGUUCUCUGCGACUUCCCGAUGAUCUAAAAUAACUUUUUUUUUUCUCUGCGCCUCUCAGAGCUCCACAAUCUCUGACAGARUCCUCUUUAUUUACACCUAACUGUUAUAUAUAUUGUAUAUACUGUAUCUCUGUAUUUUAUAUUAGCUUUAUAAAGUCUAAAUAAAUAAAAAAUAAUAAGC